Trametes versicolor FP-101664 SS1 is the source of this 231-nucleotide messenger RNA. RefSeq lists its product as uncharacterized. NCBI's taxonomy places the organism in Eukaryota, Fungi, Basidiomycota, Agaricomycetes, Polyporales, Polyporaceae. Gene Ontology annotation, molecular function: nucleic acid binding. The transcript has a single exon. The coding region runs from base 1 to 231 and encodes 76 amino acids. The record is from RefSeq and is a predicted model, not a curated record.
AUGGCAAGCUCACAAUCCCGAACUAGGUAUUCUGUCCUGCCUGCUUUGAGCCUCGAUGGUAUCAUUUGGUGUGACAUUGUCAAUGGCUCCUUCAACACGCAGCGGUUUUUAGCUUUCAUCCAUGGCUUGCUCACUCAAAUGCAACCGUUCCCACACCCGAGGUCUGUCAUCGUCAUGGACAACGCCAAAAUCCACAAGGCACCUGAGAUUUUGGAACUCAUUGAGUCAUAG